Messenger RNA from Vicia faba (fava bean), 771 nucleotides. Lineage: Eukaryota; Viridiplantae; Streptophyta; Magnoliopsida; Fabales; Fabaceae. The record is from the annotation of a GenBank genome assembly.
AUGAUGAUGUUCGAUGAAUCGCCACAGGCGCAGCAGGACAAGCGAGGCUACACAAGCGUCAAAAACGAUCAAGAAUUCGACAUCGAAUCCGGAGAAACCCUCUACCCCGGUCUCAGCGUCGGCGAAAAUCAACUCCGUUGGGGUUUCAUCCGUAAAGUCUACGGAAUCCUCUGCGCUCAGAUCCUUCUAACCACCGUCGUUUCCGUCGUAACCGUUUUCUAUGCUCCUCUUAAUCUUCUCCUCAGGGGAAAUUCUCCUCUUCUCCUGUUCCUCGUCUUCCUCCCAUUUAUCUUUUUGAUUCCUUUGUUGAGGUACCAACAAAAGCAUCCUCAUAAUUAUAUUUUGCUUGGACUUUUUACCUUGUCGAUUAGCUUCACCGUUGGAGUUACCUGUGCUAACACCGACGGAAAAAUUGUUCUCGAGGCAUUGAUUUUGACCUCUGCUGUGGUUUCUUCUUUAACUGGUUAUGCCUUUUGGGCUUCCAAGAAGGGGAAAGAUUUUAGCUACCUUGGUCCUCUUUUGUUUACCUGUCUGUUUACUCUUGUUCUCACCGGCAUGAUGCAGAUGUUCUUCCCUCUUGGACCAGCAGCACAUGCUAUCUAUGGUGGAAUUGGUGCUAUGAUUUUCUCUGCUUACAUUGUCUAUGACACUGACAACCUGAUCAAGCGCUUCACUUAUGAUGAAUACAUUGGGGCCUCUGUCACUCUUUAUCUGGACAUCCUGAACCUGUUCCUUUCCAUCUUGAGGAUUCUGAGGGAGGCAAACAAUUAG